Messenger RNA from Aspergillus melleus, 1845 nucleotides. It is a transcript of the gene akuA, whose product is annotated as putative DSB repair complex subunit Ku70. Gene Ontology annotation, molecular function: double-stranded DNA binding; DNA helicase activity; damaged DNA binding. The record is from RefSeq and is a predicted model, not a curated record. Gene Ontology annotation, cellular component: nucleus; Ku70:Ku80 complex. Lineage: Eukaryota; Fungi; Ascomycota; Eurotiomycetes; Eurotiales; Aspergillaceae. The transcript has 5 exons. Gene Ontology annotation, biological process: telomere maintenance; cellular response to gamma radiation; cellular response to X-ray. The coding region runs from base 1 to 1845 and encodes 614 amino acids.
AUGCUCACCCCUCGUUCAUCUCCGGAUCCCAAAAAGUUCCAAGAGGAAUCUCCCACGACCGCAGCGCUGAAAUGCGCCUACCACCUGAUGCAACAACGGAUCAUUUCGAACCCGCACGACAUGAUGGGAGUCUUACUAUACGGGACGCAGGCGUCCAAGUUCUACGACGAAGACGAGAAUAGUCGCGGUGAUCUCUCUUAUCCGCAUUGCUAUCUUUUCACGGAUCUAGAUAUUCCUUCGGCGCGGGAGGUCAAGGAGCUUCGAGCGCUCGCGGAGGAUGAAGGAAAGGCUCGAGAGAUAUUGGUCCCCGGGGAGGAGCGCGUUUCCAUGGCUAACGUGCUCUUCUGCGCCAACCAAAUCUUCACAUCAAAGGCACCCAACUUUCUUUCUCGACGACUGUUCAUAGUAACCGAUAACGAUAACCCCCACGGCGACAACAAGAGCCUUCGCUCCGCCGCCACGGUGCGAGCCAAAGACUUGUACGACCUUGGUGUCACCAUUGAGAUAUUCCCGAUUUCCCAGCCGGACCAUGAGUUUGAUGGCUCCAAGUUCUAUGAUGACAUCAUUUACAAGUCCUCUCCGAAUGAUCCAGAGGCGCCUACCUAUCUACAAACCGACUCCAAAACCCUUACCGCCAACAGUGACGGGAUAGCGUUACUCAACACUUUGCUCUCCAGUAUCAACUCGCGAUCUGUCCCCCGCCGGGCUCAUUUCUCGAACAUGCCGCUCGAGAUAGGGCCAGACUUCAAGAUUUCAGUGUCGGGUUAUCUUCUCUUCCGACGUCAGGAGUCAGCCAGGAACUCCUACGUCUGGCUAGGGGGUGAAAAGCCUCAGAUUGUCAAAGGGACUACGACCCAGAUCGCAGAAAAUACGGCUCGGACAAUCGAAAAAUGGGAAAUCAAGAAAGCUUACAAGUUUGGCGGUGACCAAGUUUCUUUUACGCCCGAGGAGCAGAAAGCUUUGAGAGACUUUGGGGAGCCGGUGAUUCGGAUUGUUGGAUUCAAGCCUCUUUCGGCCCUCCCAUUCUGGGCCAACGUCAAGCAUCCGUAUUUCAUCUACCCGUCGGAGGAGGACUUUGUGGGCUCGACGAGGGUAUUUUCAGCCUUACACCAAAGCCUCUUGCGAAACAAAAAGAUGGCACUUGUUUGGUUCAUUCCACGCAAGAACGCAGGGCCCGUCUUGGGUGCCAUGUUAGCGGGGGAGGAAAAGCUGGACGAGACCGGAGUGCAGAAGUUUCCUCCCGGGAUGUGGAUUGUUCCCCUGCCAUUUGCCGAUGACGUUCGACAGAAUCCGGAGACCAGUUUGAACGUGGCACCGGAGCCACUGAUUGACCAAAUGCGAAUGGUCGUCCAGCAACUUCAACUCCCAAAGGCAUCUUACGAGCCUCUGAAAUACCCCAAUCCUUCGCUUCAAUGGCAUUACCGCAUCCUGCAGGCACUUGCUUUGGAUGAAGACCUCCCCGAGAAACCGGAGGAUAAGACGAUACCGAAAUAUCGCCAGAUCGACAAGCGAGCCGGUGACUAUGUGCUGUCCUGGGCCGACGAACUCGAGAAGCAGUAUGCACAAAUAGCGCCCUCCGGUCCCAAGAGCACGCUUGUCAAACGAAGCGCCAAAGAUCGUGCCUCUGACUCUGCGGAUGGAGGUGGACAUGCACCCAAGAAAGUGAAGACUGAAAAUUCAUCGGAAGGGAUUGAAAGUGACGUGCGUCUUCAUCAUCAGAAGGGAACUCUCUCUAAGCUUACGGUGGCCAUCCUCAAAGACUUCCUCACUUCUCACGGUCGCUCGGCUGCCGGGAAGAAAGCAGACCUUGUUGAACGGGUAGAGGAGUACCUGGAGCAAAAGUGA